Macrosteles quadrilineatus (aster leafhopper) is the source of this 4993-nucleotide messenger RNA. Its product is annotated as intraflagellar transport protein 88 homolog. The transcript is spliced from 38 exons. Gene Ontology annotation, biological process: intraciliary transport; non-motile cilium assembly. The coding region runs from base 120 to 4952 and encodes 1610 amino acids. The record is from RefSeq and is a predicted model, not a curated record. Lineage: Eukaryota; Metazoa; Arthropoda; Insecta; Hemiptera; Cicadellidae. Gene Ontology annotation, molecular function: kinesin binding. Gene Ontology annotation, cellular component: centriole; ciliary base; non-motile cilium.
CAUCACAUCACAACAAGAACAAACAAAACAAAUGGUAACAACAAAACACAAUAACAAAGUAUGCUUUAUUAAAAUCUUUUUCUUUAGCUGUGUACAGUUUGAGAAAACUGUGAUUCACAAUGGAAACAAUACGAUUUGUCCCGGAUGAUGAAGAAGAAGAUCUUUAUUCUGGUUUCAAUGAUUUCCCAUCUCCUCUGUUCAACACAAAAGAUUUAGACCAGGACGAGUAUGUGCAGAUUGCCCUUCGCUCUUCAUACAGCAAAAGGCCUGGAUUGUUAACAUCAAAACCUGGAACAGCUAUGCGAUUUGGAACAUCUUCUGGGUACAGGGAGGGCUCAGUCCGGGUGAUGACGGGUCAGGACCCAGUGACCCGGCCAAUGACUGCUGUUAGAGGCGCCGGGUACACAUCCGCGGGACGUGCUGGGUCUGUGUUUGACCCACUGAACCAAGCGUCGGCCCCACCACUGGUACACGCCAAGGCGGAGGAAAAACCUGAAGACAAAAUAAAGAAGCUAGAACGUAGAAUCACCGAGUUGAUUGAUGAGUCGUGUUUGGCUGCCAGCAAACAGCAACUGCGACAAGCCUUGGACAAGGCGAAGGAAGCCUCGACUAAGGAGCGGAACUUGAUCCGACUGCAGGAGCAAGCUGGACUCUCUGAUACUCACAAUCUGGACCUUACGUUCUCUGUACUGUUUAACUUGGCGAGUCAGUACGCGGCCAACGAGAUGUAUUCCGAGGCCAUCAACACUUAUCUGGUGAUAACAAAGAACAGGAUGUUCCACAAUUCCAACAAACUCAAGGUGAACAUCGGAAACAUCUACGUCAAGUUGGGCCAGUAUCCGAAGGCCAUCAAGAUGUAUCGGAUGGCUUUGGACCAAGUGCCAAACACACAUAAGGACUUGAGGAUCAAGAUAAUGCACAAUAUAGGUAUUCUGUUUGUCAAGAUGGGCCAAUUUAGCGACGCCUGCACCAGCUUUGAGUACAUCAUGCAGGAGAAACCAGACUUCAAGGCAGGGCUCCACGCUAUAGUCUGCUAUUACGCACUUGAUGACAAGGACAGGAUGAAGCAAGGGUUUCAGAUGCUACUGGAGGUGGUGUUGGACAUUGACGAUGACGAAAAGUACAUACCAACAUCGGAUGAUCCUGCCUCCAACUUAGUACUGGAGGCUAUCAGGACAGAUAGUUUGCAUGCUUUGGAAAAACAGAUGAAGAGGGAAGCGGAGAGAAGUAUUCUGACGGCAGCAAAGCUCAUAGCUCCAGUCAUCGAGGACAAUUUCACUGCAGGAUACAACUGGUGUGUGGAGGCUAUCAACAGCUCCAUCUACGCUCCUCUGGCCGGAGACUUGGAGAUCAACAAGGCAGUGAUGUUCCUGAAACAGAAGGACAUUGCACAGGCGAUGGACACUCUCAAGACCUUCCAGCGCAAGGAGAGCAAAGUAGCGAGCACCGCUGCCUCCAACAUGGCAUUUGUUCAUUUCUUGCAAGGAGAUCUAGAGCAGGCAGAGAAGUGUGGGGAGAUGGCCAAGGAAGUGGACGGCUACAAUGCAGCGGCUUAUGUCAACCUGGGCAACUGUAGUCUAGCCAAGGGUGACCAGCAGAAGGCUAAACAGCUCUACACUCUGGCGCUGGACAAUGACACUUCCUGUACUGAGGCUCUGUACAACCUGGGUCUGGUGAACAAGCAGAUGGGUUUGUUUGAAGACUCUCUAGACUGUUUUCUCAAGCUGCACGCAAUAGUGAACCAUCACCCGCAAGUCCUGCACCAGCUCGCGCAUCUGCAUGAGCUGGUGGGAGACGUGGACCAAUCUGUCGAGUGGUUUCUUCAGUUGCUAGGGAUCAUACCGACGGAUGCUGGUGUGCUUCAUAAGCUGGGAGAAAUAUUUGAUGGUGAAAACGACAAACAGCAAGCCUAUCACUACCACUUUGAGUCAUUCCGCUACUUCCCAUCCAACUUUGCCGUUCUUGACUGGCUCGGAGCUUAUUUUGUCUCGAUGCAAGUCGCGGAGAAAGCAGUAGCCUACUAUGAGAAAGCCGCCUUGAUGCAACCCAACGAGCCGAAAUGGAGGCUUCUGAUUGGCUCGUGCCACCGUCGCAGCGGCAAUUAUCAGCUGGCACUCCGGACCUACAAGGACAUACUGCAUGAGUUUCCUGAGAAUAUUGAAUGUUUGAAGUUUCUGGUCAGAAUGUGCAGUGACAUGGGCCUGCCUGAAGCUGCUACUUAUGCGAUGCAACUGAAAAAGGCAGAAAAAGCCAAAGAGCUUAGAGAAAGAAUCGGAAGCAGCCAAUCUGGAACUGGCUCUAGACGUAGCAGUGGCAGGUCGUCCCAAGGUGUUGCCAGUCCUCUCAGUGACUCUACACCUCCCACCAGAGGUAGCCUCACAUCAGCCUCUAGACAGGCCAAGCUGUCUGUGCUAGAGUCACUACUUGCUCUAGACGUAGCAGUGGCAGGUCGUCCCAAGGUGUUGCCAGUCCUCUCAGUGACUCUACACCUCCCACCAGAGGUAGCCUCACCUCAGCCUCUAGACAAGCCAAGCUGCUCUAGACGUAGCAGUGGCAGGUCGUCCCAAGGUGUUGCCAGUCCUCUCAGUGACUCUACACCUCCCACCAGAGGCUCUAGACGUAGCAGUGGCAGGUCGUCCCAAGGUGUUGCUAGUCCUCUCAGUGACUCUACACCUCCCACCAGAGGCUCUAGACGUAGCAGUGGCAGGUCGUCCCAAGGUGUUGCCAGUCCUCUCAGUGACUCUACACCUCCCACCAGAGGUAGCCUCACCUCAGCCUCUAGACAAGCCAAGCUGUCUGUGCUAGAGUCACUACUUGCUCUAGACGUAGCAGUGGCAGGUCGUCCCAAGGUGUUGCUAGUCCUCUCAGUGACUCUACACCUCCCACCAGAGGUAGCCUCACCUCAGCCUCUAGACAAGCCAAGCUGCUCUAGACGUAGCAGUGGCAGGUCGUCCCAAGGUGUUGCCAGUCCUCUCAGUGACUCUACACCUCCCACCAGAGGUAGCCUCACCUCAGCCUCUAGACAAGCCAAGCUGUCUGUGCUAGAGUCACUACUUGCUCUAGACGUAGCAGUGGCAGGUCGUCCCAAGGUGUUGCUAGUCCUCUCAGUGACUCUACACCUCCCAACAGAGGUAGCCUCACCUCAGCCUCUAGACAAGCCAAGCUGCUCUAGACGUAGCAGUGGCAGGUCGUCCCAAGGUGUUGCUAGUCCUCUCAGUGACUCUACACCUCCCACCAGAGGUAGCCUCACCUCAGCCUCUAGACAAGCCAAGCUGUCUGUGCUAGAGUCACUACUUGCUCUAGACGUAGCAGUGGCAGGUCGUCCCAAGGUGUUGCCAGUCCUCUCAGUGACUCUACGCCUCCCACCAGAGGUAGCCUCACCUCAACCUCUAGACAAGCCAAGCUGCUCUAGACGUAGCAGUGGCAGGUCGUCCCAAGGUGUUGCCAGUCCUCUCAGUGACUCUACGCCUCCCACCAGAGGCUCUAGACGUAGCAGUGGCAGGUCGUCCCAAGGUGUUGCUAGUCCUCUCAGUGACUCUACACCUCCCACCAGAGGUAGCCUCACAUCAGCCUCUAGACAGGCCAAGCUGUCUGCUCUAGACGUAGCAGUGGCAGGUCGUCCCAAGGUGUUGCCAGUCCUCUCAGUGACUCUACGCCUCCCACCAGAGGUAGCCUCACCUCAGCCUCUAGACAAGCCAAGCUGCUCUAGACGUAGCAGUGGCAGGUCGUCCCAAGGUGUUGCCAGUCCUCUCAGUGACUCUACGCCUCCCACCAGAGGUAGCCUCACCUCAGCCUCUAGACAAGCCAAGCUGUCAGUGCUAGAGUCACUACUUGCUCUAGACGUAGCAGUGGCAGGUCGUCCCAAGGUGUUGCCAGUCCUCUCAGUGACUCUACGCCUCCCACCAGAGGUAGCCUCACCUCAGCCUCUAGACAAGCCAAGCUGCUCUAGACGUAGCAGUGGCAGGUCGUCCCAAGGUGUUGCCAGUCCUCUCAGUGACUCUACGCCUCCCACCAGAGGUAGCCUCACCUCAGCCUCUAGACAAGCCAAGCUGUCAGUGCUAGAGUCACUACUUGCUCUAGACGUAGCAGUGGCAGGUCGUCCCAAGGUGUUGCCAGUCCUCUCAGUGACUCUACGCCUCCCACCAGAGGUAGCCUCACCUCAACCUCUAGACAAGCCAAGCUGCUCUAGACGUAGCAGUGGCAGGUCGUCCCAAGGUGUUGCCAGUCCUCUCAGUGACUCUACGCCUCCCACCAGAGGUAGCCUCACCUCAACCUCUAGACAAGCCAAGCUGUCUGUGCUAGAGUCACUACUUGCUCUAGACGUAGCAGUGGCAGGUCGUCCCAAGGUGUUGCCAGUCCUCUCAGUGACUCUACACCUCCCACCAGAGGUAGCCUCACCUCAGCCUCUAGACAAGCCAAGCUGCUCUAGACGUAGCAGUGGCAGGUCGUCCCAAGGUGUUGCUAGUCCUCUCAGUGACUCUACACCUCCCAACAGAGGUAGCCUCACCUCAGCCUCUAGGCAAGCCAAGCUGUCAGUGCUAGAGUCACUACUUGCUCUAGACGUAGCAGUGGCAGGUCGUCCCAAGGUGUUGCCAGUCCUCUCAGUGACUCUACACCUCCCACCAGAGGUAGCCUCACCUCAGCCUCUAGACAAGCCAAGCUGCUCUAGACGUAGCAGUGGCAGGUCGUCCCAAGGUGUUGCCAGUCCUCUCAGUGACUCUACACCUCCCACCAGAGGUAGCCUCACCUCAGCCUCUAGACAAGCCAAGCUGUCUGUGCUAGAGUCAGGCGCAGAACCUAGCUUCGGCCGCAGUCAGUUCCAGAACAUUGAUGCGAGCUACUCAGAUCCGCUCGGUCCUCAAGAGCGACCUCGGACUGCGGCCCGGAGCAGGAGCCAGGUUGACGAUGAGUUCGGAGAUGAAGACCUUGCAGAGUUUUUGUUACCAGAGUAGCUUUUAAGUUGCGUAGUCUUAGAAAAUAAAAAUACCAAAGA